Pocillopora damicornis (cauliflower coral) is the source of this 2254-nucleotide messenger RNA. RefSeq names its product protein sidekick-2. Gene Ontology annotation, cellular component: external side of plasma membrane; signaling receptor complex. Gene Ontology annotation, molecular function: cytokine binding; cytokine receptor activity. The record is from RefSeq and is a predicted model, not a curated record. Lineage: Eukaryota; Metazoa; Cnidaria; Anthozoa; Scleractinia; Pocilloporidae. Gene Ontology annotation, biological process: cytokine-mediated signaling pathway.
ACAAGUCCACCUGUUAAUGUUCGUGCAAAGGCAGACGAGAAGAAUGCGACUUUGAUUUCGGUGCACUGGGGACAAGUCCCGCCAGCAGAUCGUCGGGGUGAAAUUUCCUUCUACUCAGUUGCUGCUACUGAACAUGAAGGAGAGGAAAUAAUUAUUCAUGAGCUCAAUGUGACUGGUUUCAACGCAACCAUAUCUGGCCUCAAACCUUACACGUUUUAUAACGUCACUGUAACAGCAUGGACUAGCAAAGGAGAGUCAAACGCCAGUGAGAAGGCAGAAGUCCGAACCGCAGAGGCCGCUCCAUGGGAUCCUCCGACGCACGUCAACAUGUCGUAUGACCCCUUCAUGUUGAAUGAUAUUUUUAACUUUACGUGGGAACCAGUGGAAGGAAGAUUAAAUGGAAUCCUUCGUGGUUAUAAAGUGCGCUGGAAGCAAGUGAAAUCGAAUAAAUAUUAUAUCAGAAAUAUUAACAACAGUACAACAAAUUCAGCAUCAAAUCGCAGGCGUAGAAGAUCAGUUUCUGACAUUAUAACAGAAAUCCGGCUAACAAAUCUGAGUCUUUACACCAACUAUUCUUUUGAAGUGGCAGCCAUAACAGUCGCAGUGGGGAAAUUCAGUGACAAGUAUUAUUUCAUGUCACAAGAAGGAGUCCCAACAGCACCUCCAGGUAACGUACGAUCUUACAACACAAGUUCGAGGUCAAUUUUUGUAUCGUGGACACGGCCCAACAAAAGCGAAAUUCAUGGGGUUCUUAAAGGCUACGAGAUCUCUUACACCCCAGCUGAUAACGCAAAUGCCACGCGGAAAGUGAUGCUAUGUCAUCUGAAUACUUCAUAUGAGCUGACGCGUCUACGCAUAUUUACUUUGUAUAACAUCACGGUGGCUGCUUUCACCAUAAAGGGGAUAGGAAAUGAGAGUCAAUUGCUUCAGGUCUAUACCGCCGAGGAAGCACCACAGGCACCUCCAGAAAACGUGACAGCAGUUGCUGUCAACGGCUCUAGUAUAAGAGUGAGUUGGGGUCCUGUGCCAAAGGACAAACGUAAUGGAAUUAUCACGAGGUAUAGAGUUCAAUUUGGAUCAAGAACUCUUAAAAAUGUCACCAAUGGAACUAGGCAAGUUCGUGAAACCCAAAAUUCUGUGGUGAUCGGAGACUUGGAGAUGUUUGUCACUUAUUCCUUUAGAGUGCAGGCUUGUACAAAAAUUGGCAGAGGGAACUUCAGUGAACCUGUAAACCAAACGACUACUCAGACAGUCCCUAAUAUUAUCCUGAAGCUCUACGGAACUCCUAGUAACUCGUCUAUUAACGUGACAUGGAAGGUAAUUGACAAACCCUUUGGGUUAUAUACGCCUGAUAAGUAUGAGAUAAACUCAUGCACAGUCAAUGAUUCAUGUCCGUCUGGCAGCUGCUUAACAAACAUCACAUCAAAAAAUUGGCAUGAGUUUACAAAUCUUCGUGGUGGCACUACACACAAGUUCAAAGUCGGGCCAAUAGAAUUAUCUGCAAGGGAUGGCACAGUGUUAACGUAUCCUGAAGGAAAUUUCAGCGAACAAAUCAACGUAACGACAAAGGAAGGAGCUCCAACAAGAUCACCUUUCAAUGUCACUGCAUUCCCUCACAGCCAAAGCAGCAUCAAAAUUACAUGGGAUGAAGUGGAUCCAUGCCACAGAAAUGGGAAAAUAACUGGAUACAACUUAGAAGUGUAUAACAGCAGCGAGCAUAGAAUACGGGCUAUUGAUUUCAACGAUACAACUCCGCGUGAAGGGAUAGUGAAAAACCUCGUGUUCGCGAAUUACAGCGUUCGAGUCAGAGCCUUCACAGUUGCCGGGUAUGGACCUUUCAGCCAGUUGAAGAAUACGACAACACAUUGCCUGUAAAAGAGCCAGAAGUUAAAGUGGAAAUCCUGGAAUCUUCUUCAGUCUCCAUCACUUGGAAUCCAAUUCCCGAACGUUUCCGCAACGGCAUAAUAAAGGGUUACCGCAUAGAGUACCACCCUGAGGAAGAAAACAAAACUGCAGUUCCGAAAGUAAACGAGUUAAAUGAGAACUUCACUUUUCAUAUUCUCAAAUCGCUGAGAAAAUUUACGACUUACACGAUUAAGGUGGCCGCGUAUACCAAAGCAGGAAUCGGCCCGCUAUUCAUUGAAACAUUCAAGACGAGCGAUGAUUGUAAGUCCGUAGAUUAAAUGUUAGAAUGGGGAACGGUAACUCGGGACAAGGGACAGGGGACAGAGGACGAGAGGGGAGAGACAGAAAA